Staurois parvus is the source of this 294-nucleotide messenger RNA. The record is from the annotation of a GenBank genome assembly. NCBI's taxonomy places the organism in Eukaryota, Metazoa, Chordata, Amphibia, Anura, Ranidae.
GCACUGCCCGAGGGCCCAGGGUCAGUAGGGGGCCCCAUGAGAUGCCCCUGGUACCUUUUUCAUAGGCUUUUUUGAGUUUGGGCAAGGACACAGGGGCCCCAUGAUCCCCUAUUGCCCGGGGGCCCCAUGAGCUGUCAGUCCGCUCCUGGUUGUAACAACGCAGUUCAGUUUGCAGAAGCAUGCAUUCAUAACGCACAAACACUUUAUACGCUCAAUAAUGCACAUGUGGUCAGCAAUGGCAGCUCCCACAUUUCUCUUGUGACAGAUCUAGUUUGCAUACAACCAUAUCCAUCA